Molecule: messenger RNA, 966 nt
Organism: Symbiodinium sp. CCMP2456
Lineage: Eukaryota; Dinophyceae; Suessiales; Symbiodiniaceae
Source: the annotation of a GenBank genome assembly
AUGGCGUGCAUGUGGCGGACCUUUAUAGCCAUCUACCUUAGCUUAGGCUCUGUGGAGUGUGUCGACAAGUCCAAGUUCCGGACCUUCGAGCAAGGAUCCUUCGGACGGCGCUAUCGAAAGUACAUCAGCAAGGUGGAGGGCGAUGCAGGCCUUGUGGUUCACAAGCUGGACCCGUCUACCAUCAAGUCCAGCGGCAACAAAGUGCAGGCCAGCCUACUCUUCGCCAACGACGCCAGUGUGAAGCCCCUUCUGUUAGAGCUGAGCUUCUUCCUGAAUGACGUGGACGGCAGCGGCGGAAUCGUCCGAACAUUCGUCACGGAGAAGGAUCCUCUCCACCCGCGCUUUCGGCUCACACCCGGGGACGUGGUUCGAAAAGACGAGGACUUGCAGCCCGAUAAGGUCGCUGUGACCGAAGGUGCCGGGUUCACAGAGAUUGCUAGCACCAGUGGUGCGUGCAAGGUGAAGUUGCAGCACUCCCCCUUUCAGCUUGAGUAUGUCGCACAUGGUCGGGUGCUCCAGAAGCUCAAUUCUCGGCGGUUCCUAAACUUCGAAAGAUACAGAGCCAAGGGCGCGCAGGCGCAUGCCGGACUCGUGGAUGCGACGGACCUUGAUCCGAACAACUUGUUCGAGGAAAGCUUUGGUGGCCACACAGACAGCAAACCCCGGGGACCAGCUGCAGUGGGUGUGGAUGUGGCCUUCGAGGACGCCGUCGAUGUCUUCGGGCUUGCAGAGCAUGCAGUUGGCCUGGGCCUGGGUGAGAACCGCUUACCAGAGCCGUAUCGAUUCUUCAACCUGGAUGUCUUCGAGUACGCGCUGGACGUACCCAUGGCCUUGUAUGGUGCUAUUCCCCUGGUGACGGCAAUUCAUCGCGAGAAGUCGGGUGAAACCGUUGCAUCCGGCUUCUUUUUCCCCAAUCCGUCGGAAGGCUUCGUGCAUGUGGAUGCAUCGAAAGGAUCUCCCCAAACA